Molecule: messenger RNA, 2082 nt
Organism: Ricinus communis (castor bean)
Lineage: Eukaryota; Viridiplantae; Streptophyta; Magnoliopsida; Malpighiales; Euphorbiaceae
Product: protein NRT1/ PTR FAMILY 8.1
Exons: 5
Coding region: 47-1918 (623 amino acids)
Biological process (GO): transmembrane transport; oligopeptide transport
Cellular component (GO): membrane
Molecular function (GO): transmembrane transporter activity
Source: RefSeq, a predicted model, not a curated record
GCUUUCCAGACACUAACUGCACUAGAGACUAAAAUCUUGAUAUUAUAUGGAUAUAACUCAUCAGACCUGUGGUGAUCCAUUAGAGAAGUCCUUUAUGAAACCUUCAAUGGAAAAACUCGUAGAAGAUCAAUACCACAAGGAAGAGACGGUGUCAACCACAUUAGUGAGCAAUGGUUGUGUUGAUAUUAGAGGUAGAAUUGCAGACAAGAGAUAUACUGGAGGAUGGAAGGCCUCUCCAUUUAUAAUAGUGAAUGAGGUGGCAGAGAGAUUAGCAUUUUUUGCAAUAGCUGUGAAUAUGGUUGCUUAUUUGGCCGGUGAAAUGCGACAAUCUCUUCCAAAUGCUAUUACUCAUGUGACGGAUUGGAUUGGAGCUGCCUACGUCCUCACUAUUCUUGGAGCAUUUCUAGCUGAUGCUUAUCUGGGUCGAUUCAAGACCAUCAUUCUCUUCUCUUGCGUCUAUGCAGUGGGGAUGGUGUUAUUGACACUCUCAGCCUCCAUAGACAGUCUCCGUCCACCACCAUGCAAGGCUAACGAACUAUGCAAGAAAGCAACCGAUGGCCAAAACGCAUACCUCAUCUGUGCGCUGGGCCUCAUAGCCCUUGGUACAGGUGGGAUCAAGCCAUGCGUCUCAUCAUUUGGGGCAGAUCAAUUCGACGAGGCAGACGAGAAAGAGGUGCCCAAGAAAUUUGCAUUCUUUAAUUGGUUCUUCUUUGCCAUAAACAUGGGAGCGCUAUUGGGUAUAACACUUAUGGUUUACAUAAAAGAAGAGAAGGGAUGGGGCUGGGGAUUUGGAGUGCCUACUGGUGCCAUGAUUGUUUCAAUCUUUAUACUGGCUGCUGGGGUACCUUAUUAUCGUUUCCAAAAGCCUAUGGGAAGCCCUUUCACCAGGUUUCUUCAAGUCAUGGUUGCUUCUUUAACAAAUCAUUUUAGAGGAGUUAAGGUUGGAAGUGAAGUGCAGCUCUAUGAGGUUCAAAGUGAGAAAUCUGAUAUAGAGGGAGCCCGAAAAUUAUGCCACACCAGACAAUUUAAGUUCUUGGAUAAGGCAGCGGUUGUAACAGACCCAGAAACCAACACUAUGAAUCGAUGGAAACUCUGCACGGUAACACAAGUUGAAGAAUUCAAGUGCCUAAUCAGAAUCCUUCCCGUUUGGGCAUCAACCAUUGCCCUUUCCAUCUCCUUUACUCAACUGGCAACAUUCUUCACCAGCCAGGCCCUCAUAAUGGACCGAAAAUUCGGUUCUAACUUCGUUAUCCCUGCAGGAUCCGUCACUGUUUUCAGUGCCAUUAAUGCCCUAAUUCUCGUACCCAUUUAUGAAAAAUACGUAGUUCCAAUCAUUCGUAAAUACACCAACCACCGCCGUGGCAUUACAUCAUUGCAACGCAUGGGUGUUGGCCUAUUUGUUUCAAUAUUUGCCCUAGCAUCUGCUGCUUUGGUAGAGAAAAAAAGACGCGAUAGUUCUAGCCCAUCAGAUAUGAGUGUUUUCUGGUUGUUUCCACAAUAUUUCUUGGUAGGAACUGCAGAAGUAUUCACUUAUGUAGGGCAAUUAGAGUUUUUCUACGAUGAAGCAACUGAUGGUACGAGAAGUAUUAGUAGUGCAUUGUUUCUUACGGAACUUGGAAUUGGAAGCUGGUUAAGUACUGCAAUUGUUAAGAUUAUUGAAAGAACAACGGGCGGACAAGAGACAGGAUGGUUAAGGGAUAAUCUUAACGAAAGUAGACUUGAUCAUUUUUACUGGAUAUUGACUGCCAUUAAUGGGUUAAAUUUCCUGGUUUAUUUAUGGGUCGCCCGGCAAUACAUGGGCAGGAAUGGUGCAAGUGGCAGCGUCAUAGAUGAGUCCACGAUUGAUAAGAUGAGCAUCCAUGAUGAAGAAUUGAAAAGAGAUGAUAAUAAAGGUGAGUUUCAAAGCAUGGCCUUCUAGACAAAGGAAAAUAAUAUUGUUCAUUAUAAUUCGAUAAUUUGCAUAAUUUAUUUAUUUUAUUUCUAAAAGGAUAAUGUUUAUUUACUUGUUUGACAAUUCAAUGUUAUGCAAAUUUUCUAAUGUGAAAGAACUUUUGUUUGUAAUUCAGAUUCAAAAACAAUCCG